Messenger RNA from Capsella rubella, 1065 nucleotides. Its product is annotated as gibberellin 3-beta-dioxygenase 4. The transcript has 2 exons. Gene Ontology annotation, molecular function: dioxygenase activity. Bases 1 to 1065 code for a protein of 354 amino acids. The record is from RefSeq and is a predicted model, not a curated record. NCBI's taxonomy places the organism in Eukaryota, Viridiplantae, Streptophyta, Magnoliopsida, Brassicales, Brassicaceae.
AUGCCUUCGAUCACAGAAGAGAUAUGUACUGGAAACUUAGGCAGUCUCCAAACCAUCCCUGACUCAUUCACAUGGAAUGUCACCGCCGAGGACUCUGUUCUGCCUCCCUCCUCCGCUGGAGUGGAAGAGUCCAUUCCGGUGAUCGACCUCUCCGAUCCAGACGCCACCACCAUUCAGCUGAUAGGGAAUGCGUGCCAAACGUGGGGAGCGUUUCAGGUAGCCAACCACGGGAUUUCUCAGAAACUCCUCGACGACAUUGAGUCUCUCUCCAAAACCUUGUUCGAUAUGCCGUCAGAGAGAAAGCUCGAGGCGGCUUCCUCCGACAAAGGAAUUAGUGGCUACGGAGAACCUCGAAUCUCUUCUUUCUUUGAGAAGAAAAUGUGGUCUGAAGGUUUCACUAUUGCCGAUAGCUCAUACCGCAACCAUUUCAUUACUCUUUGGCCUCAAGAUCACACCAACUACUGCAGAAUAGUCGAAGAGUAUAAGGACGAAAUGGAAAAAUUAGCGAACAGACUUCUGUGUUGCAUAUUGGGCUCGCUUGGUGUGACCGUGGACGACAUAGGAUGGGGUCAGAAAGCCGGGAACUCUGGAACAAAAUUGGAGCGAGGCGCCAUAAGGCUAAACCAUUACCCGGUGUGUCCUGAACCAGAACGAGCAAUGGGUCUAGCCGCACAUACAGACUCCACAAUGCUAACCAUCCUGCACCAGAGCAACACGGGAGGGCUACAAGUGUUGAGGGAAGAGUCCGGUUGGGUUAAGGUUGAUCCGAGACCUGGUAACCUGGUGGUCAACAUGGGCGAUCUCAUUCACAUCUUAUCGAAUGGGAAAAUCCAAAGCGUGGUCCACCGAGCCAAAGUAAACCAAACCCGGUCAAGGAUUUCAAUAGCGUAUUUAUGGGGUGGUCCAGCUGGUGAUGUUGAAAUUAAACCUAUUUCUAAGAUAAUCGGUCCGCUUGGAACGUCUCUAUACCGAUCAGUUACUUGGAAGGAAUAUCUUCAAAUCAAAUGUGAGGUUUUCGACAAGGCGUUAGACGCUAUUAGGACUGUUGUUAAUCCCUCCGAUUAA